CCGGCUGAAACCCUGCCUGAUUUGUGGGCAAUGUUGGGGAUGUAGAAAAAAAGGAAACCGGAGCAAAGAGAGCGCAAGGGAGAGAUAGGGAGACAACACUAACUGGGUAGCUAUGGAGAUAGUAGGUUUUCCUGGUAGCUUUCUUUGACAGGUGUCGAGUGGGAUAAAAUAAAGUAUCAGAACAUCCUCCAAGAUGUACGGCAAGGGUAAAGGAGCUGUGGUCCCCUCCGAUAGCCAAGCAAGAGAAAAGUUAGCAUUAUAUGUGUACGAAUACCUGCUACAUGUGGGAGCACAGAAGUCCGCACAGACCUUCCUGUCUGAGAUUCGAUGGGAGAAGAAUAUUACAUUAGGGGAGCCUCCCGGAUUCCUCCAUUCGUGGUGGUGUGUAUUCUGGGAUUUGUAUUGUGCGGCUCCAGACCGGAGGGAGACCUGCGAGCACUCCAGUGAGGCAAAGGCCUUCCAUGACUAUAGCGCAGCGGCAGCGCCCAGCCCCGUGAUGGGCAACAUGCCCCCGAACGACGCCAUGCCAGGUGGUCCCAUGCCCCCAGGCUUCUUCCAGGGACCACCCGGCUCUCAGCAGUCCCCCCACGCACAGCCCCCCCCACACAACCCCAGCAACCCCAUGAUGGGACCCCAUGGCCAGCCCUUCAUGUCGCCACGGUAUCCAGGUGGACCGCGUCCCGCACUCCGAAUGCCAAAUCAGCCUCCGGGGGGAAUCCCUGGAUCUCAGCCUCUCCUGCCAAACAGUUUGGACCCGACAAGACCGCAAGGACAUCCUAACAUGGGUGGACCUAUGAGAAUGAACCCUCCUCGAGGAAUGGCCAUGGGCCCACAGAAUUAUGGAGGUAUGAGGCCUCCUCCCAACUCCAUGGGCGGUCCCAUGCCAGGAAUGAACAUGGGUCCCGGAGGAAGAGGGCCUUGGCCAGGACCUAAUGCCAACUCUAUAGCCUACUCCUCCUCAUCUCCAGGAAACUAUGUGGGUCCUCCGGGCGGAGGAGGUCCACCUGGAACUCCCAUCAUGCCCAGCCCAGGUGAUUCGACUAACUCCAGUGAAAACAUCUAUACAAUGAUGAAUCCCAUCGGACCGGGAGGCAACAGACCCAAUUUCCCUAUGGGACCGGGGCCUGACGGGCCAAUGGGAGCUAUGGGAGCCAUGGAGCCACACCACAUGAACGGAUCACUAGGGUCUGGGGAUAUGGACGGGUUGCCAAAGAGCUCCCCUAAUAACAUGGGGGGCAUGAACAACCCUCCUGGAACGCCGAGAGAUGACGGCGAAAUGGGCGGGAACUUCUUGAACCCAUUCCAAAAUGAAAGUCCUUCUGGGACAGCCCUUGAGCAUGCUGGAACUCUAAUUAAGACGGGCCCCCCUGGAGCAUGCAAGAUGGCCGCCGGUCUGAAUAGGAAGCAGUCACAGAGCAACAGGAAGAGCCUCCUCUCUGACUCCGGCCCCCGCCUCCCUGGCUUCCUGUCAGGUUCUAGACAAUGAGCGAGGGAAGGAGGACAAACGGAGAGAAAGAGGAAGAGAGGAGACUGGAUAAGACACCCUCCCGUGAGGAAACCGUGUCAGGUCUUUUAAGCAGCUGCCUGGAAGCUUCUCAGCCGCGACUUUGGACAUUUUGUUGAGUUGCUGUUCCUCCCCAAUUCAGUUGAGGGUCAGAUGGAACUAUCCCCCUUGCCCCCACAUUGUUGCUCUCUGUGUGUACAUUUUUAACAGAGGUGGUUGUGAUGAUCAGUGAACUCUAUCCUCCCACCG
Perca fluviatilis (European perch) is the source of this 1753-nucleotide messenger RNA. RefSeq lists its product as uncharacterized. Gene Ontology annotation, cellular component: nucleus. Gene Ontology annotation, molecular function: protein binding; single-stranded DNA binding. The transcript has 18 exons. Lineage: Eukaryota; Metazoa; Chordata; Actinopteri; Perciformes; Percidae. Gene Ontology annotation, biological process: positive regulation of transcription by RNA polymerase II. The record is from RefSeq and is a predicted model, not a curated record. The coding region runs from base 194 to 1486 and encodes 430 amino acids.